Molecule: messenger RNA, 770 nt
Organism: Panicum virgatum (switchgrass)
Lineage: Eukaryota; Viridiplantae; Streptophyta; Magnoliopsida; Poales; Poaceae
Product: oligoribonuclease-like
Exons: 6
Coding region: 169-555 (128 amino acids)
Cellular component (GO): mitochondrion
Molecular function (GO): nucleic acid binding; 3'-5'-RNA exonuclease activity
Source: RefSeq, a predicted model, not a curated record
GUUUAAAAUAACGACUGAUGGGCCACAGACUGGUUUUUUAUUGUAGGUUUGGACAUCACUAAAGAUCGCAUACUGGAGAUUGCUUGCAUUAUAACAGAUGGUAAACUUACCAAACGAAUAGAGGGUCCAGACUUGGUUAUAAGACAGAGUAAGGAAUGUUUAGAUGGCAUGAAUGAAUGGUGUCAAGUCCAUCAUGUGGCAAGUGGACUGGCAGAACAAGUACUAAAGAGUGAGAUUUCUGAGCAUGAUGCAGAGAAACGAGUGUUAGACUUUAUUAAGAGGUAUAUAGGUUCUGCUACUCCAUUGAUAGCUGGGAAUUCCGUCUAUAUGGAUUUACUAUUUUUGAAGAAGUAUAUGCCACAACUUGCAGGCAUAUUCUCUCAUGUGAUAGUUGAUGUGAGCAGUAUAACAGCAUUGUGCAGCCGCUGGUUCCCGAAAGAAAAGAAAGCUGCUCCAAGAAAGGAGAAAAACCAUAGAGCAUUGGAUGAUAUCAGAGAAAGCAUCAAGGAGCUACAAUACUACAGGGAGAACAUUUUCAAGUCACGGAGAUCUUAGUAGCUUAUUGUGGUGGAUUGUGAACACAUCCUCAACUAAUCAUGUAACUUGGUGAUUUGCUGAAAGUUUGUGUGUGGGGAGCUGGCAUAAAAUUGUCGAUAAUUCCAUGCUAGGGCCAAUUAAAAAUUUGGGGAAAUGUAUGAUUAUUGACCUUUGGUACGCCGUACGCAUAUUAAAAGAGUAUCUCGUGUAACUGCAGAAUGUAUGUUGUCAUA